Molecule: messenger RNA, 6822 nt
Organism: Lagopus muta (rock ptarmigan)
Lineage: Eukaryota; Metazoa; Chordata; Aves; Galliformes; Phasianidae
Gene: CARD10
Product: caspase recruitment domain family member 10
Exons: 22
Coding region: 1190-4465 (1091 amino acids)
Biological process (GO): regulation of apoptotic process
Molecular function (GO): protein binding
Source: RefSeq, a predicted model, not a curated record
UGUCAUAGGUUUCCUGUGUGAGCCGAUGGUGUUUGGAAAGUCUUAACCGUGCAACUAUUUUGGUCAGGAUUUGAAAAAAAAAAAAGAAAACAAAACACGAAACCACCAACCCAGCCAGACAACAGAGUGCACAGCGGCAUUCUUGGUAUGAAGUCAACCGUAUCAGCACAGGCGUUGGUACUACUGAUAGAGCCAGUGUGGAAACGUGAUACCUGGCUGUGUGUGCCGUGUGGUGACACUGGGACAAACUGGUCUAAUUUUUGGGUUAUGCUGGGGGACUCGAUGAUUCCUAUGGGUUCCUUCUGAUUUGGGAUAUUCUGAUUCUGUGAUUGAAAGUGGGCUGUCUGGUACAGCUGUCUUCCAAAGGGUGAGAUCCUCACCACUGUGCCUCUGUUCCAUGGUCAAAAUACAGGAUGGGACAUCUCCAUCCUCUCUGGAGCUCUCUGUUGGCCUUUGGGGUGGUCUGCAGCUCUCAGAACUCCUGCCCAGCUCUGAGAAUAGAUGUGACAGAUAACACUUGAUGUGGGAAGCACUCUGUCUGAUUUCUGUCUGAUUUCUGUGUGCUCUGAGUCACAAAGCACCGCAGCCAUUGCCGAUGGGGUCAGGGCGGGUGGAGGAGAGCCUUCCUUAAGUUUGCUUCUGUCUGGGUGAAUGAGAAAAACCAAAGCUGUUUGGGACUUUUAUUGUAAGGGGCAAAGAUCUUAUCUUCUAUCACUACAUAAUAUCCUGCUCAGGAAACCUUUGAGAGAGAGAGAGGGAGAGAGAGAGAGAGAGAGAGAGACCUGGGAUGUUUGCAAGAGAAUAACUAGCAGGCACAAAUCGACAGGGCUUGAGUCAGAACCCUUCCCUGCAGGCAGCCUUGCUCCUACUUGUUUUUGAUCACUCAUUUGCAACUGGAUGCCUCUGGCUGGAGGUAAGGGCUGGAGAUGAAGCCGUGUCCUGCCUGAGGACCUGGCUGGUGGUCCUGCAUCCAUAGGAAGGGGGCAGUGCGAAGGGGGGGGGGGGACCCCUAGCAGGGGGAAUGGGUGAGUCAGCAGAGAAUUAAAACACCCAGGUGUCAGCAGGUGGGACAGAUGCCAUAUGAGAGGAGGCGGUGUUUGCCAGAAGCCUUGCAUGUGUGCGUGCCUGGUGUUUGCUCACUGGGUGUGUAACAGCAAAAGUGGUGAAGCUGUGUGAUGUACAGAGGAAAAUGUUGGGAGGAUCUGAAAGCCGUCGUAUUUCAAAAGAGAAGUUGCCGGUGAACCACAUCCUUCCGGAGAUCAGCUUUAGUCCGGAGCAGCAGCUGGAAGAGACAGACGGUCCACGGGCUGAGCAAAACCCUUCCCCGGCUCCCCCAGGUGAGCGGCGGCCGAGGGGAGGCUGCCCCCGCCCCGCCGCCCUGGAGAAUGCCUCUCUCCAAGCCUGCAGCCUCUCGGAGCAGGAAGAGGAAGAAGAUGCCCUCUGGGAGAAGAUAGAGAGCGCACGGCACCAGCUGACCCGCUCCCUGAACCCUGCAAAACUCACCCCGUACCUGCGCCAAUGCCGUGUGAUAGAUGAGCAGGAUGAAGAGGAGGUGCUCAAUUCAUGCCGAUUCCCUUGCAAAAGCAACCAGACAGGCUACCUGAUGGACAUCCUUCGGCGCCGGGGGAAGCGAGGCUACGAAGCCUUCCUGGAGUCUUUGGAGUUUUACUACCCAGAGCACUACACACGACUAACAGGGAGGGAACCAGCCCAGCGCUGCUCCAUGAUCCUGGAUGAAGAAGGCCCCGAGGGGCUAAUGCAGUUCUUGCUGGUGGAGGUGAAGAAGAUGAGGGCUCAGAGGAAAGAGCACCUGCUGAAGGAACAUCAGCUCCAGGCAAAGAACCAGACCCUGGAGCAAGAGCAAGCCCGGCUGGAGCAGCGACUGCAGGAGCUCCUGAAGGUGCAAGAGCGUUGCCAGCGACUGCGGGAGGAGUGGGACUCCAACAGUGUGGAGCUGCUGAGGCUGAAGGAUGAGAAUUACAUGAUGGCCAUGCGCUAUGCACAGCUCUGUGAGGAAAAGAACAUGGCUGUGCUGCGGAGCCGUGACCUGCAACUGCUGGUGGACCAGCUGAAGUGCAAAGUCACCAGCCUGGAGGAGGAGUGCAGCCUGCUGAGGAAGCAAGCGACUACCAUGCCCCAACGGGAUGCAGAGGAGCGAAGCCACCCUGACGCUAUGUCUGAACUGUGGGCUGAGAAUCAGCGGCUGACGGCAUCACUGCAGGAGCUGCAGGGCAUGCUGCAGACUCCAGGCGAGGUCCCAGUGCCGGGCUCUGAGCAGAUCUUGCUGGACAUCCUGGAGCACGACUGGAAGGAAGCCCAAGAUGACCGACAGGACCUCUGCCAGAAACUCAACUCCCUGCAGAGUGAGCUGCAGUGGGCUGAGGAGCUGAGGGAUAAGUACCUACAGGAGGUGGAAGACCUGCAGCUGAAAUAUCGAACGCUGCAAAAGGACUGCGAUCUCUACAAGCACCGCAUGAACACAGUACUGCUGCAGCUGGAGGAGAUUGAGAAGGAGCGGGACCAGGCUAUCCAGAGCCGAGAUGGGGUGCAACUGCAAUACUCCCAGAGUCUGAUUGAGAAGGAUCAGUACCGCAAACGUGUGCGGGCCCUGGAGGAGGAGAGGGACGAGCUCCUGAGCAAGCUGAGCCGGGUGGAAGGGCUAAACAGCACGCUGGAAGCACAGCUGCAGCGGUGCCGGGGCAACCGCAGCCUGGGCAAGAUGUGCAGCUCUUCCUACUCCCUCUGCUCCAACCUCAGCAGCACAUGGAGCCUUGUGGACAAGCCUUCUGACCUUACAAGUGGACUCACAGACCCGCUGGAUGUUUCUGCCAUCACCUUCCCGGGGGACUCCGCCAUUCAGAGCAUGGAGGGGACUCCUGACAGCGAGAAGGACAUCAACCGCCUCUCUACCUUCCCCUUCCCUCCUUGCAUUGGCUCCAUCCUUCGGCGGCAGCGCGAAGAUAGGUGCAUGCCCUACAAAAGCUUGUCCUGUGGCUCCUUUAGCAACAUGGAAGAUACAACAGGCAGUGGUUUUGUUAGCAUCCCACCUGGGGCCUUCUCCUCCUCUUCCAGCAGUACCUACACCAGAGUGAAGUCAGAGACCUGCUUGUCUAUGCUUACCAGCCACCAAGAGAUCUCCAGGAGGUCACUGGUGGUGCAGCUCACGAGCAUGGGUCAUCCCAGCAGCCUGUCGCCCCAUGAGAAGAGGCUGGGAGCAGACAUCUCCAUCCUCGGAGGGAACAAGACGGGGAUUUAUGUCCAGUGGGUCAAACCAGGCUCAGAAGUUGAGAGCACAGGACUCAGGGAAGGGUGCCGGCUCAUUGAGCUGAGGGUCCCAUCACUGAAGGAAGAGGUGCUUUCCCUGGAGAACUGUACACGUGAGGUUGCUUACCUGAGCCUGCUGCAUUGGGAUGAGCCCUCCAGCCUUGUCUUCCAGCUAGACCUGCAAGGGUACCAGCCUCUGCAGGAAGCCCUGGAAGAAGGGAAGAAGUUUUCUGGAGACUCCUUCUACAUCCGUACCAACCUGUCCCUCCUGGAGCCAUCAGACCCUUAUGCACUAUGUGUCAAAUGUCGGGAGAUCCUCCACGUCACAGACACCAUGUACAAGGGGCGGCUGGAGUGGUACUGUUCCCGUGUUGAUCCCUUGACCAUGCGGGACUUGGACAAGGGGACGGUGCCCAACUACAGCAGGGCGCACCAGCUUUUGAAGAUCCAGGAGAAGGUCCACAUACCUGGGCAGCAGAAGGGCCACAGAAGUAACCUAAAGAAACGGGCCUUGGACCAACUGCGCUUGGUGAAAUCCAAACAGCAGAAGAACUCAGAACAGCCCUGUCAGCAGCUGUGGCUGGACCCCUGCUCAGACCCCGACAGGAGACUGAAGCCUUACAGCCUGGUGCACCCUGUGGUGGUCAAGACACCCCGUCCUGUGGUGCUGUCACCCAGCUGCAUCGCAUCACGGCUCAUCAGGAACCUGCUGGACUUGCCCACCUCUCGCCUGAACUUCCACGUGUGCCCAGCAGAGAAGCUGACAGAAGGGAACCCCAGUGCUGCCCAUGUGCAGGAGCCCCCUGUGUCUAGAAAUGCCCCCCAGGAGCGAAGGGAGAGCAGUCAAGUCUGCAUGAUCCAGGAAGCAAUGGAGAAGAAUAAACACUGCCUGCUGGAGCUGGGAGUUCAGAGUGUGAGGGAUCUAAUUAAACGUGAGAUAUACCCCAUUGUUAUCCACGUUGAGGUCACUGAGAAGAACAUCAGGGGGCUCAGGAGCUUGCUGGGGCAGCCAGGCCAACGAGACGCGGAUGUGCUGAAGGCAUGCCGUGGUGCUGAGCGGGCUCUCCAUGCCCUGCCCUGCUCCUGGGCCCGUGUGGAACCCCAUGCCUGGAGCCAUGCAGAAGAACUGCCCAAAGUGGUACGGGGCUGCAUCUUCCAGGAGCAAAACCGCCCGCUGUGGGUUGAGGAUGGUGAUGACUGAAUCAGGAGGUACAGAGCCUUCCCCAGCAGCUGUCCUUCACGUAGCAUGUCCUCUCUCUCCAAGGGGAAGCCAGCAGUAAUGGGACCAAGUAGCAUUUAAGGUCCACUUGAAGCUAUGAAGAGUUGGGGACGUAACAAAUUGCUGACCCACCCACCUGAGCUUUCCAUAUUUGAUUGGAGAGAAGUCUUCCACCUUCUUGCUGGACAUCUCAUGGACUGUUCCCCAUCACCUUGAGCCUUUGGCUCUGGUACAUGGUGAGACCGGGAACAUGAGGAAAACAUGUGAGAUGAGGUUGAUCAGGAGCAUAUCUCAUGCGUGCACAGUUUAGUGCACUAAAACCCUUCUCUCAUCACCUCUAUUUUCCCUUCUCUACCUCAUCUCCUGCCCCACGGAGCAGGAAACACAGUUUGUCUGCAGAAACCCUGCUGCAGCCAUGACUGACACUAAGUUUGCAACCAACCCUCGUUUUAUGGGAGCUGUACUCUUUAUUGCUUGUAAAUUAUUAAUGGGCCCUUUUAUCGGCAACCCGUGUGCAAAGGAGAAUUAAAUACCAUUCAUAAUGGGAAUGGGAGGCUGGCUGCAGACUUGUGUGUUAAUGGGAAGGCUUGGAUGAUAUGUGGGCAUGUUUUUCUCCUGAGACACAUCUGCCCAGCCCUGUAGGGGUAGAAGACAGCAUUGCUGUUGUAGGGAAGCAAGAGGGACAGGGAGAGGAUAGGUUGAGUGUGCCACAGGCUGGGCUUCCUCACGUUUCUUCUUAUCCCCCAUUUUUCAGCUGCUUCCCUCUCCCCAGUGCUGAAGGUGCUCUAGUUCAGCCAAGGAGAAGCAUAGAAUCACCAAGGUUGGAAAAGUCCUCUAAGAUAAUCUAGUCCAGCUGUUCACCUACCACCAAUACUGCCCGCUAAACCAUGUCCCGAAGUACCACAUCUACAUGUUUCUUGAACACCUCCAGAGAUAGUGUUUACACCAUUUCCCUGUGCACACUGUUCCAGUGUCCAUCCAUGCCUAUGGAGAAGAAAUUUUUCCCAAUAUCCAAAUUACAUGUUGAGAAGGUUACUUGGUGUCUGGCCGAGGUUCCUAGAGCUUCAAAUCCCUGGUUAUCCCUAUAUCCUGGUUAUCACAAAGGGAAAAGCCAACCAUCUUGUCCUUCUCAUGGACAAGGUUAAGUAUUUGAAGGAUAGAUGGUUUCCUGAGCCACGCAAAAGGAAAAUGGGGGCUGUGGGAAUCUCUAUGGUGCAGGAGACUGGGCAGUGGGCUAGGGUCAACGGGAAAACCAAUGAGCCACCAGCACAUACAGACUCUAGAUCUCCAUAUCCUCCUCGCCCCUAUGAUUAGGGAACUGAUACUGCUAUGCACUUCUGAAACUCCAAGUAAAGAUUAACUUGCUGAUCUUCAUGGGUCCCUUGUGAGGUGUUAUUUCAGGCUCUAAAACAGUUGUCUCUGUCUUUUAUGAGGACAAGAGUGAAAGGGGGGAGGAAAGAAAAAGAAUACUUUAACCUGCAGUCACUUAAAUGUAGAGCAAAGUCCCAGAUCUGCCCUGGAGCCGUGCAGCUAUGGAGGGGAUUGGUGUAAUGGGGCUCCAGCCAGGAGGUCCCCAGUGCUGUCCCCUCCAGGGGACCAGCCCAGGCAUCCCAGCACUGUCAGCCCUGGGAGGGCAGAUGCCCUGCAGGUGAACAAAGCGAGGCUCUUGUUGAGCAGAUGAGAAGACAGUCCCAAAGCACGCCGGGUUUGCAAGGGAAGGAGGUUGGAGCCUGCAGCUUUUCAGGGGAAAAAAUGAAGUUUGAGUACCGAGGGAAAAUACUGCUUGUGAGGCACUGAUUCAAAGCCUGACAACUCCUCCUGCCCUCUGGCAUUGGAGCUGUCACCAGCCUCAUGGCUGGGUUGAUUACAGAGCAAUACCCCCAGCUUUGAGGAGCUACUACUCCCCAGCAAAACAGAUUUCUCCACACAUCUCCCUGAGUCGUCUGUGUUUCACUGGGAGGGAAACUGAGGCAAAGCAAAGUUGCAUUGAGAGGCAGGUUGCUUCUCUAAACCCUCCUUUUGUCCAUCUUGUCUCCCUGGAGGCUUUCAGAAUCCAGCUACAACUAGUCCUGAACAUGGUUGAGAAAAGGGGCAGAGGGCUCUGAGACAAACAUAAUGCUCCCCUGCCCUGCGCACCCCUGCCCACCUCAGUUGUGUCCCCAGGGGUGCAGCUGUGUGCUCAGAGGAAUGAGUCACGGGUUAGGUAAUGGGCAGAAUGCAAUUAGCAGCCCUGGGCAUCAAUUACCAGCUGUGCCAGCCUUGCAUAAAACCCUUGUAAAGUCAACGAGAGCAAAUUUUCUCCCUCCAGGGAGGGCAGGGGCCAAGUGGUGUGUGUGUCA